CCUAUUGGCUGGAACACUUGAAAUCAUUCCAGGUUUUCAGAAAGGGAGUCAAAUCUAUCAGAAAAGACAUGGAGUCAUACGAGUCUAUGUUGUUUCCUGGGCCUCAUGCAUUUCUGUUAGUACACAGAGAUGUCAAAAACUCUGGUAGAGAUAAUUAUCUUUUACACGCUCUCAGUGAUGUGUUCGGGAAGAAGGUCUUAGACUACUGUAUGGUGUUAUUUAUAGAUGGGGCUAGACACAAUGAUCCAAACAAGAACUACUGUUUGAAGAUGUGUGGAGGCAGAAACCACACUUUACAGAACACUGAAUACAGUGUAAAUGAAUUAUUUAAAAAAAUAGAGACAAUGACAGAGAGUAAAGACAACAGUUUUUUCACAACACAUCUGGAGUGUUUCAGAAAAGCUAGCAAUUAUUUUCAGGAGAAGUAUGAGGAAAAGGAAAAUGAACUAAGAAAAGAAUUAAAUGAUUCUAAAGGCAGAGAGGAUCAGUUAAGGGACGACAUAGAGAAACUUCGAAGAAAAAUGGAAGUGUUAAAAGAACAACUAAAAAAUAAUCUGACCGAUGCAAGAGUUAAAGAAGACAGCCUGCAUAAAAGAGAGCGAAACGUGCAUAGAAGAGAAAAGCAACUGGCUGAAAGACAGAAGGAGCUGGAGAUCAGAGAGAGAGAAGUGACACAGAGAGAUGUGAGAUCCAGAGAACAUCAUCAGACCACAGCAGAUCCUGCUGUGUCUGAGAACAAAGACAGACCUCUGUAUGACCGUGAAGGAAAGCUGAAGAGAAGAAAUGAUUCACAAUCACUUAGGAUCCAGAAACCUGUAAGACGAAACAGCUUUGCAAUAGACCGACCUAACAUGUACAGAGAACAUCAUCAGACCACAGCAGAUCCUCCUUCUGCUGAACGUGAAGGAGAGCUGAAGAGCAGAGAUGAUUCACAAACCAGACAAUCUCUUGGGAUCCAGAAACCUGUAAGACGAAGCAGCAAGGAAUUAAGUAUACAUUAUAGCCAUGCAUUGUGAUUUUCCCGAGACUUGAAGUUCAUCGUGACCACAUCUGUCAAGCUCUAAAAAAGGCAAAAACACCAUGAAGCAUCUUAACAUAACUCGUGUACCAUAUUCCAGUCUUCCAGUGGCGGACUGAGACAAUAAUUCAGGUCGGGGAUUUGACUCCAUCCCAGGUCACCUCAGUUGCUGCCGUCACCGUCACCCUGUUCAUGUCAUCCACAGGACUGCUAAUCUUGUAGGCUAACCCUGUUAGUUGAUGUAACAGGUAGACUACUAGACGAAUUAUAAAUUUGGCCACUUCUCUUCAUCUGGGAGGAAAUUUAUACAGAUUACAAAAUACAAAAAUUGAAACUGACCAACAAGUGAUCUAUCUUAAAGGGAACCCCUGGUAUUAAGACUUGAUAUAACAUAAAUGAUGUCUCUUACUGAAAUAUGUAGUAGAAAACCCAUUAAAGAUUUACGUUAUUUUAAAAAUCCACAUCGUUUUAUACAUAUUUUGGACAGUGGGGGCGCCAUUUUGUUUGUCUAUGUCUAUGACGUCAAAUGGUUGCACUCGGUGAGCUACGGACGCUGCCCUGUUGCUAUUUUUACCGCAACACAACUCGGAAUACAAAAUUUUGAUACGAUGCCACGGCAAAGUGAAUUUUUUCUCCUAUUCUAAUCGUUAGGAAAGCAGUGAAAAAUUGCAGCGUUUCUUUUGUUGCCCUUCAACUGAAAAUUACAACCAAAAGCUGCACAAUGUACACAAUAUAAUAUGUGUAUAUUAUAUUCACAUAUUUGUGAGUUGUGUUGUGGUAAAAAUAGCAACAGGGUAACGUCAGUAGCUCACUGAGCGUCAUCGACGUAAAAUGCACUGCGCAC
This is a messenger RNA of Ctenopharyngodon idella (grass carp), 1862 nucleotides long. RefSeq names its product ribonuclease Y-like. The transcript is spliced from 6 exons. Bases 69 to 1016 code for a protein of 315 amino acids. The record is from RefSeq and is a predicted model, not a curated record. Gene Ontology annotation, molecular function: GTP binding. NCBI's taxonomy places the organism in Eukaryota, Metazoa, Chordata, Actinopteri, Cypriniformes, Xenocyprididae.